AUGGGACAGAAUAACAGUGUAUCAGAGUUUAUACUCUUGGGACUCACUGAGGAUCCUGCUGGGCAGAAAACAUUAUUUGUGGUAUUUUUACUCAUCUAUAUUGGAACAAUGGUGGGCAACCUGCUCAUUGUGUGGACAGUGAUUGCCAGCCCUUCUCUAGACUCCCCAAUGUACUUCUUCCUUGCCUAUCUGUCCCUCAUAGAUGCCCUUUAUUCCAGUACUAUUUUACCCAAAUUACUUAUAGACCUACUCUGUGAUAAAAAGACCAUUUCCCUCACAGCUUGCUUGGUACAAUUGUUUGUAGAGCAUUUAUUUGGUGGUGUUGAGAUCUUCCUUCUAGUUUUUAUGGCCUAUGAUCGCUAUGUGGCUAUUUGUAAGCCCCUGUACUAUUUGACCAUCAUGAAUCAAAGGGUCUGUGUCUUUUUGGUGGUGGUGUCUUGGAUUGGAGCAUUUGCCCAUGCUCUGGUUCAAGUUUUCUCUGUGUAUAAACUUCCUUUCUGUGGCCCUAACAUCAUUGAUCACUUUGCUUGUGACAUGUAUCCAUUGUUAGGACUUGCUUGUACUGACACUUACUUCCUUGGGCUCACUGUAGUUGGCAAUAAUGGAGCAAUAUCUGUAGUGGUCUUUAUGCUCCUCCUUCUCUCUUAUGGAAUAAUUCUAAACUCUCUUAAGACUCACAGUCAGGAAGGGAGGCGGAAGGCCCUGUCCACCUGCAGCUCCCAUAUCAUGGUGAUUGUUCUCUUUUUUGUUCCUUGCAUUUUCAUGUAUGUCAGACCUGUUUCUAACUUUCCUUUUGACAAAUUCAUUACUGUGUUUUAUACAGUGUUCACUCCAAUGUUGAAUCCUUUAAUAUAUACUUUGAGAAAUUUAGAGAUUAAAAAAUCUAUGGAAAAACUCUGCCGUAAAAUAUUUACUUCAGACAGAAUAAGAAUUUCUUCUUGUUAUUCCUAA
Molecule: messenger RNA, 951 nt
Organism: Rattus rattus (black rat)
Lineage: Eukaryota; Metazoa; Chordata; Mammalia; Rodentia; Muridae
Product: olfactory receptor 4A5-like
Exons: 1
Coding region: 1-951 (316 amino acids)
Biological process (GO): G protein-coupled receptor signaling pathway
Cellular component (GO): membrane
Molecular function (GO): olfactory receptor activity; G protein-coupled receptor activity
Source: RefSeq, a predicted model, not a curated record